Messenger RNA from Carassius gibelio (silver crucian carp), 1719 nucleotides. RefSeq lists its product as uncharacterized. The record is from RefSeq and is a predicted model, not a curated record. Bases 308 to 1438 code for a protein of 376 amino acids. Lineage: Eukaryota; Metazoa; Chordata; Actinopteri; Cypriniformes; Cyprinidae. The transcript is spliced from 9 exons.
CGCUGCACUUUGGGGUAAAACUAGUGAGUCAUCAGAUUAUGGAUUCUGGCUACCUACUCAUGCUAUUGAUGGAUUGUUAAACACCUGGGCCCACACCAAAUUAGAGACUGACCCCUGGUGGAGAGUGGACCUACUGAAAGUCUACAGAGUGAACAGAGUCACCAUCACCAAUAGAUUUGACUAUGCUUCUAGGAUUAACGGGGCAGUGAUUCGUAUUGGAAACUUUCUGAACGUUUACAGCAACACCGUAUGCGGUGUGAUUUCCACUCUUGCGGACAGUGCCACAGCCACUUUCUCAUGCGGUGGGAUGGUGGGACGUUACGUGGUUAUUCAUCUUCCUGGAGACGAAAAGUUUCUUACCCUUGCUGAAGUUGGAGUCUACGGGUAUUUGGCAGGAAAUCGUGCAGUAGGAGCAGCCGCAAUUCAGUCUUCAACAUUUGCGGACUGGUUUGCUGAAAAGGCCAUUGACAGUAAUCGCGGCUUCCAGCAGUUAAAUACAACAUGCACCUCAACCCUUAAUGAGUCUAACCCAUGGUGGAGGCUGGAUCUGCUUGACGUUUAUCGAGUUCGAGAAGUGGUCAUCACUAACAGAAAUGACAGCUAUGCAGAACAAAUAAACGGAGCGGAAAUUCGCAUUGGAAACUCUUUGGAGAACAACGGCAGCAACAAUCCUAUAUGUGCUGUUAUUUCUACUAUUCCAGCAGGUGAGUCCUACAACUUUUCAUGUAAUGGGAUGGUGGGACGUUACAUGAUUAUUCGUAUUCCUGGGGAUUGUGAGAUUCUUAGUCUUUGCGAGGUUGAAGUCUACGGAUCCUUGGCAGAAAAUGUAGCAGUACUUGGUGCUGCUAUACAGUCAUCAACAUCUGGGGCCUGGAUUGCUGAAAAUGCCAUUGAUCGAGGUCUCCAGCAGUUGUAUACAAAAUGUUCCUCAACACUCAGACAGACUAACCCAUGGUGGAGGUUGGAUCUGUAUGAUAUUUACAGUGUUAACAGAGUGGUCAUUACUAACAGAAGAGACUGCUGUGCAGAACAAAUAAACGGAACAGAGAUUCGCAUCGGGAACUCUUUGGAGAACAACGGCAACAACAAUCCCAUAUGUGCUGUUAUUCCUGCUAUUCCAGCAGGUGAGUCCUACAGCUACUCAUGCGGUGGGAUGGAGGGACGUUACGUGAACUUAAUCAUUCCUGGAGACAUGAAGUUACUCACUAUGUGUGAGGUGAAGGUCUAUGGAGAAGGUCCUUGUUUAAAAAAAACGUUUGUAAAAAUUCAGUUUAAAUCCAGCAAUGAUUUGACCAACCCUACAAUGAGAGAAAAUGUUCUGAAACAGUUGGGAUCUGCUCUAGCAGCUAGAGGACUGACAGAUGUGAUUCUGCAUUGGUCUCAAACCCCUAAUCGGGUGAUCAAGAAAGUGAAUGCAGCUAAUCCAAAAUGUCAUUGAAGUAGGGGAAAUGAAUACUCUGGAAAUCAACACUGCCUAAUUCACUACAUUGAUAUUCAUUAAAGAUUAUAUUUUCAUAUUCAUUAAAGAUAUAUUUUCAUUCAAAUUACACUGACUGAAAUUUCUUCAUGUUUAAAAUGUGAAUACUUUUAAAGCACUUCUGCUUACUUCCCUGAAGAAUUGAUGUAAAACUUUCUUGUGUAAUUAUGUAUUGUCAGCAAAUAAAGGUAGCAAUAAAUACUGUAUAAUUAAACUUAACAUGACAGUUUUCUGUAUAUUCA